Molecule: messenger RNA, 2034 nt
Organism: Lactuca saligna
Lineage: Eukaryota; Viridiplantae; Streptophyta; Magnoliopsida; Asterales; Asteraceae
Source: the annotation of a GenBank genome assembly
AUGGCGAAUGAGGCUGGAUGGACAGAUGUCCAGCGAAAGAAAUCUGGCAACAGCCACACCAAGGUGAUAUCCUCUUUCUACAUUUCAAAGAUUCUGGUAGGUAUCAGCAGAGUCACCAUCAACGACAUCUUCAGGUCGUUUGGCAAAAUCGUUGAUAUCUAUCUCAUCGGAAGGAAAGACAGGGGUGGCCUGUACUUUGGUUUCAUCAAGUUUAUCGACGUCUCAGACAUAUUGGCACUUGAGAGGAAGAUGCAUGGGCUCAGAUGCGGACAUUGUAUCCUACAGGUCAUUGAACUAAAACAAGUUCCGACGAUGGUGGGUUGGAAUCAUUCAACUGUGGUUGGUGAAGUACUAAGUCUCAUGCAUCUCAUGGAACUUCCAAAACUUCUCAAAUCUGAUCUUAAUUGCUUAAUGAAUACCUUCUAUGCGGGUGGUAUGCGUGUGGUGCUUAGAUUUGAUAUACCAAUGGAUGCUAAGAACUUUCUCAGUAAGGAUAACAACUGGAACAGAUGGUUCAAAUGGGUUCGAAUGGGGAUAUUCGACGAACCAUCCUCAGAGAGAAUCGCGUGGGUCAAAAUAACCGGAGUUCCAAUAUCACUACGUGCAGAAGAGAAUUACAAAGCGAUAACAAAUCGGUUUGGGACAACCCUGCAAGUAGAUGGGGAUAACUGGGAUAACAUGGAUCUUUCCUAUGGUACAACAUGCAUACUCACCUGUUGUCUCACUAGAAUCAACGAAGUCAUAACUUGCUCCUUUAACAACAAAUUAUAUAAGGAUAAUCCUGAUGAAAAAAUUGUAGAGGAUAGGAACCCCAAUUCACAUGCGCCAAUCAUGGUGUGUGACGCUCCUACGGAUAUGGCACUCGUUGCUUCUCCUAAUCAUGGGCCCCCACCGAUAAGCAAAUUUUGGGCCUACCCUUGCUCCACCCCGAAAAAAGACAAUUCGCCCUACUCCGAAGCUGUACCAGACUUUGAAAUUGGUGACUUGCUGGUUAAAAGAAGGAAAGUCGAUCGUUCACUUUCAUUUUCAUCCUCAAUCACUCCACGGAGAAUAUUCAAGCAUUCUUCUCCGAGCAGGCCAGAAGGUAAUGUGUCAUCCCUACCAAAAUCCCAAAAAAAUUCUCCAUCAAUAGACUUGAAUAAAUCCCUGGAACCUUUAGAUAAUCACAACAACAACUCGAAUGAUGAAUCAUCAGUACCAAAUGAGAUUGAUCACAUGGUCAAAGUGGGGAAUGAAGUGGGUUUUCAAAUUACAAAAAGAAGAUUCAUAAUUGGUUAUUGGGGUUCAAUGGAUUUCGAUCAUGAGGCUAUCAAUCCAACAGGGGGUUCCGGGGGUAUCCUAAGUAUCUGGGAUUCAACUAUCUUUCGCAAGUCAGAAUCUUUUCUGACUAGGAACUACAUCGCCACCACAGGAUCUUGGAAUAGCUUUUCGGGUACAACCACCAUUGUGAAUGUUUACGCCCCUCAAUCUGUCACCGAGAAACGCUCACUCUGGGAAGAUCAUACCUUACUCAAAAGCCAAACUCCUGGAACUUGGAUCUUCUUAGGAGAUUUCAAUGCUGUUUGUCAUCCAAAAGAAAGAUUUAACUCCAGCUUCUGCAAGUACACAGCUUCUGAUUUUAACAAGUUCAUUGUUGUCACCGAUCUUUAUGAGUUCAAUCAAGGUGGGAAAAAGUUCACUUAUCUUCGUGACGAUGGUUUCAAGCAAAGCAAACUGGAUAGCUUUUUGGUCUGCCAAAAGUUUAUCAACCAACAACCACUCAAGGCGGUGACAGUCCUUCCACGUAAACAUUCCAAUCAUUCCUCGGUACUCCUUAAACCAUCUUCUCUAAAUUUUGGCCCUCCCCCGUUUUGUUUUUUCAAUUCUUGGAUGCUUCACAAGGAAUUUGAUUCGGUAUUUGAUAACGCCUGGAAGAAUUUUGCUGGUUUCGGCGCACUAGAUCAAUACUUUCUUGCUAAACUCAAAUAUUUAAAGGGCAUUCUAAAAAAUUGGAGAUCUGAUGUUUCCAAAUUAGAACACGGCGAUCUAAAAUAA